AUGGUUUACCUCUUAGACCAGCAGCAGAUUGUCUUCUACGUCCUCACCCUCAAGUUGAGGGAAACCAUCGAGGCUAAUCUCUGCAUACCCCAGGCAAACCCGAUAGCCAGGCCUAUUCCCCUCGGCUUGUACAAGUACAAUUCUGCGUUCAAACCCCUUCUCAAGUCUCAGCCGCUGCCACUGUUGCAGCCUCCUCCUCCGCCACCGCCACCGCCGCCGUUUGACUCCCCAAGGAUCAUCUCGAAAUUCCUCGAAAAGAUCAACCAAGCCCGACAAGACGAGGCUUCCUCCCACUGGGAGACCCAAUCCAUCUAUCGUGUCCCCAAAUCCCUCCGUGACGUUGAUAAGACCGCAUACACCCCUAAGAUCGUCUCCAUCGGCCCCUACCACCGCGGACGCCGCCGCUUACGCACCAUGGAUUGUCACAAAUGGCGCUCCCUUUACCACGCUCUCGACCGAACUGGACACGACGUCCACCUUUACCUCGACGCCGCCCGCUUCCUCGAAGACCGUGCCCGUUCCUGCUACGUGGCUCCUAUCUCCAUGUCCUCUGAUGACUUCGUUGAAACUCUCGUCGUCGACUCCAUAUUCUCCCUCGAGCUCUUCCGCGGAGUUGCCCGUGAGGGCUUCGAAGGUCUCAAAUACUCCCCCAACGACCCCGUCUUCACCGACCACGACAUCAUGCACUCGCUCCAGCACGACAUGAUAAUGCUCGAGAAUCAGCUCCCUCUCUUUGUCCUCGACUGGAUCCUUGCCCUCCAGGAUGGCUGCGAGCCUUCUCGCUCAUACCGCGUCGCUCCCCUCGCACUCUGCUUCUUCAAUCCCCUUAUGCCCACCGACGAACCCCUCCCUCCCACUGCAUCUUCUGAUCCUCUCUACGAAGCCGGCAGCAGCGGCGGAGCCCUACAUUGCCUCGACGUCUUCUGCCGCAGCCUCUUCCCAUGCCCCACGCCAGCUUCUAUUCCAAGGCUGACCUGCCGUGGCAAGCAAUCCGCACGCUCCUUUGCCGCCGCUUGCCCAACGCCCUUCUCCGAGGCUUGGUGGCUUCCAAUCCCAGACAAGCGGCGUCAGCAGCUCAUUCACUGCGUUGCUGAUCUCCGUGACGCCGGCAUCAAAUUCCGUCGCCGGACAGGCGUCCAGUUUUGGGACAUUAAGUUCAAGGAUGGCGUCCUAUACAUCCCUCGCCUUUUUAUCCACGACGGGACCAAAUCCCUCUUCCUUAAUCUCAUAGCCUUCGAGCAGUGCCAUUUGGAGUGCGGCAAUCACAUAACCUCAUACCUUACCUUUAUGGAUAACCUCAUUAACUCGGAGGUGGAUGUGAGAUACUUGCAUGACAAUGAAAUUAUUGAAAAUUGGCUCGCGAGCGAUGGGGAGGUGGCCGAUAUGUUUAACUUGCUUUGCCAGGAGGUGGUGUUGGACCGCCAUGAUUGCUACUUGUCGGAGCUAUCGCAUGAGGUGAAUCGCUACUAUAACAGUAAAUGGAAUACUUGGAGAGCCAGCUUUAACCAUAAGUAUUUUAGCAAUCCAUGGGCUUUCAUCUCUUUGAUAGCUGUUGUUGUCCUGCUUUUGCUGACUGCAACACAGACGUUCUAUACUGUUUAUGCCUAUUACAAGCCAAAGUAG
Dendrobium catenatum is the source of this 1623-nucleotide messenger RNA. RefSeq names its product UPF0481 protein At3g47200-like. The record is from RefSeq and is a predicted model, not a curated record. The transcript has a single exon. Bases 1 to 1623 code for a protein of 540 amino acids. Lineage: Eukaryota; Viridiplantae; Streptophyta; Magnoliopsida; Asparagales; Orchidaceae.